UGAAAGCACACUUUCCUCUUUCCGUAUCGGCUGUAUCAGUAACCAGAAAGAAAUACCCAGACCACAAUUCACAAAGUCUUCUCAGUGUAAUCCUUCACAGUUCUGUGAGAGAACCAUGUACAACGCCAUAUCCGAAAAACCUCAAUCCAUCGACUUCUACAAAGAAGAAGAUGAAGACGACCCCCAAAAUCACCAAAACAUGAUCAUCGAAGUCUCAUCCAAUAACAAUCUGCCACCUCACCACCACCAAAUUCUCGUCGCCGACAACAGCAGCGGCGGCGAUGAAGACAAUCCAGAGCUCAAAGUCCCCAAAAAACGAGCCGAGACUUGGGUGCAAGAAGAGACCCGAACUCUGGUCGGCCUUCGUCGCGAAAUCGACUCUUUGUUCAACACUUCCAAGUCCAACAAGCAUUUGUGGGAGCAAAUAUCGGGUAAGAUGAGAGAGAAAGGGUUUGAUCGGUCGCCCACCAUGUGUACGGACAAGUGGAGGAACUUGUUGAAGGAGUUCAAGAAGGUGAAGCAACAGCAGGGCCAAAAUGGGAGUAACGGGUCGGCAAAGAUGUCGUGUUAUAAGGAUAUUGAGGAGAUUCUGAGAGAGAGGAGUAAGAGUUUGAAUGGUGGGUCGGGGAACUAUAACACUAAGAAUUCGGUGAAUUCCAAGGUCGAUUCUUAUCUGCAAUUCUCCGAUAAAGGACUUGACGAUUCCAAUAUUACAUUUGGACCUGUGGAAGCUAAUGGCAGGCCAACUCUCAAUCUAGAAAGACGUUUGGAUCAUGAUGGGCUUCCUCUUGCCAUCACUGCAGCUGAUGCUGUGGCAGCCGGUGGAGUUUCUCCUUGGAAUUGGAGAGAGACUCCUGGAAACGGUGAUCAAAGCAACUCGUAUAACGGGAGGGUCAUAUCAGUCAAGUUAGGGGAGUAUACAAGAAGAAUAGGAAUCGAUGGCACUGCGGAUGCCAUCAAAGAAGCAAUCAAAUCUGCUUUUAGGUUGAGAACAAAACGUGCUUUUUGGCUGGAAGAUGAAGAAAAUGUGGUUCGGACUCUUGACAGGGAUAUGCCUUUGGGAAACUACACUCUUCAUGUGGAUGAAGGCCUGACAAUAAAAGUUUGCUUGUACGAGGAGCCUGAUCACAUGCCAGUUCACUCCGAGGACAAGACAUUCUACACUGAAGAUGAUUUCCGUGACUUUCUGUCUCGCCGGGGCUGGACAUGUCUGAGAGAGUAUAAUGGUUACAGGGACAUUGAUAACAUGGACGAGCUUUGCCUUGGUGGAGUCUAUCGUGGCAUUAGUUAAGAGCAGAAGCGCAAUAUAUAUUUGCCUUGUUCAGCUUCUUAUGUGACCAAGUUAUAUUUUGCUGCCUUCAUUGUGAUAGAAGUGCCUUAAUAAUCUUAUACAGUUUUGCUGAAAUGUGAAUAUCUGCCGUUGGAUGUUUUAUGAUAUUAUAUGAUAUCAUGAUAUGGAUUGGGGUUUUGUUUUGUACAAGUUACAUAACUACAUAGCCCCUUUUUUGUGAUAUGGUGUGAUACUUUGAUAUUUUUUGCUUGAGUGGUUUUUUUAAAUGAAG
This is a messenger RNA of Ilex paraguariensis (yerba mate), 1562 nucleotides long. The record is from the annotation of a GenBank genome assembly. Lineage: Eukaryota; Viridiplantae; Streptophyta; Magnoliopsida; Aquifoliales; Aquifoliaceae.